Cyphellophora attinorum is the source of this 1560-nucleotide messenger RNA. Its product is annotated as Aldehyde dehydrogenase, dimeric NADP-preferring. Gene Ontology annotation, cellular component: cytoplasm. Lineage: Eukaryota; Fungi; Ascomycota; Eurotiomycetes; Chaetothyriales; Cyphellophoraceae. Gene Ontology annotation, biological process: aldehyde metabolic process. Bases 1 to 1560 code for a protein of 519 amino acids. The transcript is spliced from 3 exons. The record is from RefSeq and is a predicted model, not a curated record. Gene Ontology annotation, molecular function: aldehyde dehydrogenase (NAD+) activity.
AUGGCAGCCUAUCAAUCAGAAGUCAACACCUUGCGAAAUACCUUUGGGACCAACAAGACGAAGUCCAUCAAAUGGCGCAAGUGGCAGCUCAAGCAGAUCUGGUGGAUGGUGGAGGACAAUGAGCAAAGAUUCGUUGAUGCACUGACCAAGGACCUUGGACGUCACCCCUAUGAGUCUGUUGCUUUCGAGAUCAGGAGCAUGAAGGCAGAUGUCGUUAGGGGCCUCGAGAAGGUUGAGGAAUGGUCGCGUGGCCAUGCACCAGAAGGUGCCGGCUUUAUCUUCGGCACUCUUGGGAAAGCGUGGCUGAGGAAGGAGCCGCUUGGUGUUGUUCUGGUCAUUGGCGCAUUCAAUUUCCCUCUCUUUACGCUCUGGGGUCCUGUGAUUGGAGCGAUCAUCGCAGGCAAUGCUGUUGUCUUGAAGCCAUCAGAACUGUGUCCAGCGACCAGCGACUUGAUCGCCGAGCUCGUGCCAAAAUACAUGGAUGACUCGGCUAUCAAAGUGGUCACUGGCGGUGCGAAGGAGACUGGCCAGCUACUCGAGCUCAAGUGGGACUCUAUCUUCUACACCGGAGGCAGCAAGGUUGCCCGAAUUGUAUCUGCUGCAGCUGCGAAGAAUCUCACGCCGGUCACUCUGGAGCUCGGUGGCCAGGAUCCUGUCAUUGUGGGCAAGUCCGCGAACAUCGAUAUCACCGCAAAGCGCAUUGCGAACGCGAAGUUCGUCAAUGCGGGACAAGUCUGCGUCAACGUAAAUCACAUCUUCUGCGACCCUUCCGUGUACGACAAGCUUAUCGAGCGCCUCAUCUACUGGAAUAAGGAGUUCACCAAGACAGAGGGUUCGCUGGCAAGCAUUGUGAACGAUCGCCACUUCGAUCGUGUUUCAGCACUUCUCAAAGGCACUUCGGGCGAUGUCGUGUAUGGUGGCACAUCUGACAAGUCCAAGCGCUACAUUCACCCCACGAUCGUCAAGGAUGUCAAGAUCGACGACUCGCUUCUCACCGAGGAGAUCUUCGGACCCAUCGCUCCUGUGCUUGCAUAUAAGGUUGAUGAUGCCAUCAAGGUCAUCAACUCCAUGCCCCAUGCACUCGCGCUAUACAUUUUCUCAGAGGAUAAGGCAGAGAUCAAGAAGAUCCUGGACAGUACACAAUCUGGUGGCGUUACUGUGAAUGAUAUCAUGCUUCAUAUGGCCGUUCCAGGAGCGCCAUUCGGCGGUGUUGGAGAAAGUGGUCACGGUGCACAAAACGGCAAAUACACAUUCGAGGCCUUCACGCACACGCGAACUGUACUUACAAUGCCCGCCUGGCUGGACAAAGCACUUUCAUUCCGCUACCCUCCAUUCGACCUGAAAAACGCUGCCGGGUUUGGAGCGGUCAAGGGAGGCAAGCUGAUCGGAAAGAGAGGAGAGACGAUGGAGGAUCAGAAGGUCGGAGGUGUCAACCUGACAAGUACCCUCGGCAAGAUCUUCUUCGUGACUGCGCUGCUGGCCGGACUCGACCGCGCGAGUGGAGGCAAGCUGCAUCUUACGGAGACUGUGAGAGGCAUAGUGUCGCGGAUCAAGGGCUGA